Molecule: messenger RNA, 1620 nt
Organism: Monascus purpureus
Lineage: Eukaryota; Fungi; Ascomycota; Eurotiomycetes; Eurotiales; Aspergillaceae
Source: the annotation of a GenBank genome assembly
CUUCAGGCUAAAUAAGCGCCCCGUGUUGCUGCUAUUAUUACCCAUUAUGCCGCCGUCUCUCGUUCUUCUGCUCCCUGGCUUUUGGGCCUGCGAAUUUUCCUCCUUCAUUCUCCCUGCGGUGCGUCUGGCACACUUCCAUUCCUUUCCCUAGCAUCCUGUGUCGAGGAGUCCAGCUCCGUGUCGCUCUUUUUACGUUGCCCAGAGCAAUUCUCCUGCGUCGAGCAAGCCAAGAGGCGUCCGUUCCUUUCCCUACCGACCUCGAGAGAGGCCUUCCACCCCUCGUUAUGAAGCUCCUUCACCUUCUCGGCCUCUUCGCGGCCGGCAUCGCUUCGGUCACGGCUCAGACCUUCACUAAUUGCAAUCCUCUCAAUUCCACCUGUCCGGCCGACCCAGCCUUGGGAACGAACCACACCUUCCAGCUGAACAAGACGCUCGACUCGAACGUCUGGACCGUCACCAGUGGCACAGUCGACCAAACCCGAGAUGGCGCACAGUUUGCCAUCGUGGAGAAAAUGGACUCCCCGACCAUGCAGUCGAACUUCUACAUCUUCUUCGGCGUGGUGGAAACCUUCGCCAAGAUGGCCACCGGCAGGGGCGUCGUGAGCAGCGUCGUCCUCGAGUCGGACGACCUGGACGAAAUCGACUGGGAAUGGGUGGGAUACAACACCUCCGGCGUGCAGUCCAACUACUACGGCAAGGGCAAUCAUUCUUCGUACGACCGGGCCGGCUACCACUACGUCGAGAAUGCCGAUUCCGAAUUCCACAACUACACCACGUACUGGACGCAUGAGAAGCUCGAGUGGUGGAUCGACGGCCAGCUGGUUCGCACCUUGAACUACGAGGACGCCCUUGGCGGGAAGAAUUUCCCUCAGACACCCUGCAAUGUCCGCAUUGGCAUCUGGCCCGCCGGGGAUCCCAGUCAGCCCACCGGCACCAUCGAAUGGGCCGGAGGCGAAGUCGACUAUGACAAAAGUCCGUACGUCAUGACCGUCCAGUCGGUCCGUGUGCAGGACUUUUCAACGGGCAAGGAGUAUUCCUACGGCGACCAGACGGGCGACUGGCAGAGCAUCAAGAUCACCGAGGGAAAUUCCACAAUCAAAAAUGAACUGCUCAAACCACACCUCUCCGUCUCAGAACGCUGGAAGAACCUCAGCUCAGGCGCCAAAGCCGGCGUCGGCAUCGGCAUCGCCGUCUUCAUCGUGGCCGUCAUCGUCGCAAUCACUAUCUGCUGCGUCGUUCAGCGCAAGAAAGGCCGUGCCGAAUACGCCGCGGCCAUGGCCAAAUUCGACAACGACAGGAAGGACAUACUAACGCGCCAGAAGACCUGGAGAGCACCGCCCGGAAACGGUUGGCAGCAUGUACCAACGGCAUGAUUAGAUUCCAGUUCAAUGAAUGCAAAACCUAGUUCGGUCGACGGGGGUUGGAAUCAAGAGAAGAAUGUAUGAAGGCAAACCGGAUCUGCUGGUCCUGAGACGGGUUGCAUUCAUCUUCCUCCGACCCAGUUGUAGGGAUUGGAUAUAGUGAAAUGAGAGGAACCUCUUUUUUAUUUGAUUUGGCUUGGUUUGAUUUUUCAUCGUUCUCGGUCUUUUUUUUUUUUUUUUUUUUUUUUUUUUUUUUUUU